AAUGAAGUCAUAAGGCAGAAAAUGAAAGUGGUGUCAAAAGCAUACACAAGGGGGAAAACCUUAAAAACCAAGUGAUGAUGAAAGAAAACUUCUCCUACAGAACAAUUAAAUUUCAAGAUUUUGGAGAAACUGAUGCCUAAGAAUGACCUUUAUAGCAUCCCAUCCUGUCUCGCAGAAUUUAUACACAGGAAAGGAGGAACUUAGAGCUUUUAUCAUGAAUGCUUUUGGCUUAAUACAAAUUGGCAUCAUACUGUUGUGCACCAGCACUACCUCCUAUCCUCAGUGUAAUCACCUUCCUUUACAGCGAAGAAAAGUGGUCAAGAACAGCAUGCAACUUUUGGACAAAAUGGGUGAAAAGUUUCCUCAACAAUGUCUAAGAGAGAAAAUGUUCUUCAGAUUUCCUAAGCAGGUUCUAAAGCCCAGACAGAAAGAGACUCUCAGAGUGGCCAUUGAAGAGAUCUUCCAACAUAUCUUCUACAUCUUUAGCAAGAAUCUGACUUUAGCUGCUUGGGAUAAGACAGCUUUAGGACAGUUCCAAAACGGACUUUAUCAGCAAAUUGAGCAAUUGGAGGCAUGUGUAAUCAAGAAGCAGACCCGGCAUUUUUGGAGUAAAGAAGUCAACAGGCUGAAACUGAAGAAAUACUUCAAAGAAAUAGACAGUUUUCUGAAAGACAAACAGUACAGCCUGUGCUCCUGGGAAAUCAGCCGUGCAGAAAUGAGAAGAUGCCUUCAGUUGAUUGAUAAUGUCGUAAGGAAGCUCAACAACUAAGGUGUACAUACUCUACCCACUAUCAUUCAUGGAUGCAAGCUGAAGAAGUGACAAGAGACACAGGUAUCGAGCCUGAAGCUGAAAUAGCAGAAAUAAAGCCAUCUAAGAACUUCACUGUGGUCCAGAACAACAGAAAAGACCAAAGAAGCAGAGCAAAGAGUAAGAGCUGUUUUUCCACCUGGUGACACCCUGCCACAAAUGUUAAAACAAAAUGUAUAUUUCUUGGGCUUUGUAAUGAGCAGCACUUGAAAUGGCCCCACUGCAAGAGUUUUUCAGUAUUAUUUCUGCUGCUUGUUUGGUACUUUUUACACCACUUCAAGCCUGUAAAAGCACAUUCAACCUACUCAUCUUUCACACUCUGCUAUCCUAGUUUCAGUGCAGUAAACUGUUACUGAAAUGGCCUCAUUUUUAUUAUUAUGGAAAUAACAUAAAAUAUUUUCAGCUGCUCUCUCAUGAAGAAUCCCAGUUUUUAUUGUCUCACUUGCAUGCAGUGGGAAUAUAUUAAUUCGUGGCCCACUAAUUGUUCGUAGCUUUCUUUUAGUUCAUAACUAUCCUUAAAAAUCUCAUUGCCAAAUAAAAAUAUUU
This is a messenger RNA of Neopsephotus bourkii (Bourke's parrot), 1354 nucleotides long. Its product is annotated as interferon alpha-2-like. Gene Ontology annotation, molecular function: type I interferon receptor binding; cytokine activity. Lineage: Eukaryota; Metazoa; Chordata; Aves; Psittaciformes; Psittacidae. The record is from RefSeq and is a predicted model, not a curated record. Gene Ontology annotation, biological process: adaptive immune response; defense response; T cell activation involved in immune response. Gene Ontology annotation, cellular component: extracellular region.